Zootermopsis nevadensis is the source of this 4869-nucleotide messenger RNA. The record is from RefSeq and is a predicted model, not a curated record. NCBI's taxonomy places the organism in Eukaryota, Metazoa, Arthropoda, Insecta, Blattodea, Termopsidae.
CCUGUCGCUUGCUUGCCUCAGUUACUACUCUGUCCUCAGACCGGAGCGAUGCUGUUCCGACCGGCGCUGCUGGCCGUUGCCACUCUCAUCGCAUCUGCAAAGUUAUCGACAGCGCAGUCCCCCGGAUACUAUGGCAAAUACAUAGGAAAGCUGAAGACGCUACAUCACAGUGUCACUGGUGAGGUGUUUGCUGUCGACGCCCGAACACUGCACAUAAGAGACUUCACUUACGACGGGGAAGGUCCAGCGGCCUUUUUCUACGCUGGCAAUUCGAAAUCCCCGAGUGCAUCUGGAUUCAGGAUACACGACGAGAACGGAUCGCCACGUCGUCUGGGGCGGUACCUGAAGAAACACGUGACAAUAACCCUUCCGGACAGCAAGACGCUGCACAACAUCAAAUGGCUUUCGGUCUGGUGCGACGAAUUUUCGGUCAAUUUCGGAGAUGUUAAGAUCCCGAAGAACCUGGACUACCCCAGACCCCAGAAGAUCAACCAGCUGAACGGCGUGCACCUUGUGUCGUCCGACCCCAUCGUCGUGGUGGACGCACAGACCCUGCUCAUACCAAACUUCUCUUACGACGGCGAGGCGCCCGAUGCAAAGUUCUGGGUGGGGCGAGGCGGCAGACCGAGCCCACAAGGCGUCAGGGUACCCGACGAGAACGGGAAGGAGGUUCCUCUGCGACGGUACGACGGCAAGACUAUCGUCCUCACCCUGCCAGGAGACCUCACAGUGUUUGACAUCGGCCACUUCGGCGUGUGGUGCGAAGCCUUCACCGUCGACUUCGGCCACAUCACCAUCCCAGCUGGUCUGAACGUCCCGCCGUCGCUCAAGAUGCUAGGCGUCGCUCCACAGUCGAAGCUGAACUGCGAGGUGCUGUGGGACGACCUUGCGUUUGAGGUGCGCUGGGCCGUGGCGGGAGACAGCAUCGUGUUGCAGCUGGUCAGUAAACUAGAGGAUGGCGAGUACAUGUCUUUCGGUCUGUCCGGGGAUGGAACGCGGAGCAAGAUGAUUGGAGGAGACGUCGUCGUGGCUUGGGUGGACAAGGCCACGCUCAAAGGCUACGCCGUCGACUACUUCUUGGACGCGAAGUCUCAGUGCGCCGGUACCAGGGGCAGCUGCCCCGACGAGAGGCUCAGGGAGGGCACUAACAGCGUGCGGCUCUUGAACGCUGCCAUGGUCAAUGGAUACUCCAUCGUGACGUGCCAGCGACCCUUGAAGGCGCAGGACGAACUCGACCUCGACAUCGUGACGAACGGCAGCCAAGCCGUCAUCUGGGCCGUCGGGCCUCUCAACUCCAGGAACGAAGUCUCUUACCACAGUCUCACGAACAAGAGAGACGUGCUGCUGGAUUUCGGCCGAGCACCCAAAUGGAACUGCCCGAUCCCUGACCCGGACACAACCACCGCGAGGAAGCAGACACCUGCAGCCGAACCGGAACUGCGUCCUUCAGUCGAGGCCACGUCUCGCUCCCCACCAGCCACCCCAGCACCCGCUCCGAAGACAGACGCGUGGGAAAUACCGGCCAUCCAGUGCUACGAACCGGAGGACGGCGUUUUCUACGCGCAGAUGGGCCCCACUGGAGGGAAGAGGGGCUACCCCGCCAUCACAGGUCACGUGGGCUGGGGAAUCUCCUGGUACAUAAACGGCCUCCUCAUACCCGAGAUCAACGUCGUACGAGGAAAGACGUACACCUUCGUGGUCGAGGGAGGGCUCGAUCCGGAGACCCCUGCUAGAUACCACCCCUUCUACAUAACAGAUGACCCCAUAGGAGGUUACGAACACAAGACUCGAGAAGAACGAGCGGCGGUUCGCAUUUUUGCCGGGGCGCGACAGAACCGUCGUGGUGACGUGUACCCCACUGCGACCGGAAGAUUGUGCAACUGGAAGCCUGACCCCACUCAGCCCCUUGCAGAAGAGUUCACGUCUUUCGGCGCCUACCAGCGAACACUGAGUCUGGAGUGUGAUCAGGGCGAGCCGGGAAUCCUGCAGUGGACGCCCGACAAGAACACGCCAGCCACCGUCUAUUACCAGUGCUUCUCGCAUCGCUACCUCGGCUGGAAGAUAAAUGUGUUGGAUAAGUGCGACGCCACGCCAGAUCUCAUCCCCGGCCGCGUACCAGCAGACGAAGAAGAUUUGAAUGACGGUGAAGAUGAUGAAGAAGGGGAGUUGCAGUCCAGACCAAGCAUUCAGGUGUCAACUCGGGUCAAGACAAAUGACGUAUUUUUCAACGCAAAAGACGAAUUUUCAAAACAGUCAGAACACAACUACAUCCCACUGACGGAGUUUUCUCAACUUCCCCCUGACGACCGGCAGAAGUUCCAACAGGAAUUUCCUUUCUCAUACGAGUCUGUCACAACCGAGUCGGUUGUACCGGGUGAGGACAACAUCAGAAACGCUUUCGUGCCACCUUCGCCCCUGCUGAAAGAACCAACUUAUGCCGGAGGAUCACCUUCAGGUCUAGUACAAGACACAAACAAUGACACCCUGGUUGCGGUAAGAGAUGAUUAUUUCCUAGUGAACGACAGUCAUACGACACAGGUGGAGACCCAGCACUUGGCUGACAGCCCAAAUUCUUCUGGAUUUGAUACUGAGUAUCCAAAACAAACUACAGUUUCAACCAUAAAAUUAAAUCCUUUUAUUCCUGGUGUCCAGACCACAAUACAGAAUACUACGAUGUUCGAUAGUGCAGCUGCACCGCAGGAAAUAAAUCUGGCGCAGAAUUCUGUAGUAGUCCCCGUGGAUCCCAAGAGGACACCUGUCCUCCACGCCACCACACCACUACCUGUCACGAACUACUCAUCAGUGUCUGAUUCUAAGCAGAAACCAGAAUUAGAGGCAUCACCUACGUCAUCCGUCAGCGUGACAUCAGACAACAAGGUCAAGAUGCCUGUGGUCCCAGUGCUGCUGAGUCCCGGACUGAUGAGCCUGCACACGACCCUCAUCCCUCAAGGGUAUGGUCGAAUCCCCGUGCACCCACAGCUGAUGUUCCAGCGCCCUAUGCAUCCCUACAGCAUGGUAUCACUGCUGCGCCGCCCUGUGCCACACCACCCUUCCGCCUACAUGUAUGCAACCUCUGCUUCCAAUCAGCACAAUUACAUCAUCAAGAAGCCAUACUACCGGCCAGCUCCUGUCCGACCAAUGAGCAUUGCGCCCCAGUUUCAACGCCCCAUGGUCAAGACACGCAUUCCGCUACAGCAAAGCUCCACAGCCCUCAAAACCACCUAUCACUUCACCCAGCCCCUUAAGCUCCACAAGGUAUCCACCAGCACUACAACUCCCUUACCUGAUCCACCACAGACCGAAUCAGACAAAGCAACGUCCAUAAAGCCUUCUCCACCCAUCCUUCCAUCUGACAUCACUGUGCUGGACCCUAAUGACUCCCACAUCCCUGUAGCUAUCAACACCGGCUUCAACCCUCACUCUGUCGUGGUUGAAGGGGGAUUCAAACCCAUCAUUAAGAGCAAGAGUGCACAGGCAGAAGACAGGUCCACAGUAGAGGAUGAGGAGCCUGAUGCUGGCAACAGCAAAACAGAGGAGACAAUAUUGGAACUUGGAUCGGAAGUUGUGGAGGCCAUCGCUGAUGAUGACAGGAAGAACAACCCAUUUCAGGGACAGCAGCCUGAGACAUUUGAACCCAUCUUCAUUCCAUCACCACCAGACAGAAACGCUGCACAGAAUGGCUCUAACGUCAAAAAGCCAAUCUUGGCCGAGGAACUGACUCCACCUGCGGCGCACCUGAACCACCGCCACAGCCCGGAGCCAAACAGAAAGAAUGGGCAGCCAUUCAUGAUGAUACACCCGCGACCUGGGUUAGUGCGUCGCCCUCUGUUCCCCAACAACAUCAUGCCACCUUUCCGUAUCCCGGUCAGAGGUGGGUCUCCCACAUUCAGGUACCAGCAGUCAGACGAUUACACUGAAGGUGAGACGCCAAUGGCAGCUGAGCGCAUGGACAGCUACCUUCCACUGGAUGAUAGCUCCAUCCCGUCAGUUGUGGUUACCUACGACGGCAAAUCCGUCGAAUCAUCAAUUCCCCCAGCACCAGCUGCAAUGAGGGAUGUCAGAUUCCCAGUUGGUACAGCAGAUUUGAUCAGAGCAACACCACAAUUUGCACCAUUCCAAGGAGAAGUCCCACCACCUGUGCCCAACGUGAUCAGCCCAGAGAGCAUUCCGCAGCUCAGUAAGGAAAACCAGCAGCGGGCACAGACGCUACCAGAACAAUUCAAACAGCAGAACGAUGGAUUUUCACGCCUUCCACCAAUUGAAAGAUCGCAGUUUAUGAUAGCAGCAAACAAGGGGCACAAGCCCAAGAAACAAGCUAUUAAGAAAGCUGCAAGCUUUAAAGAAGAAGGUGAAAUCAUGAGCACAGUAGAUGACAGGUGGCCAUUCUCAACAAACCAAGAAAAUGAGCAGCAAACAGAAGGAAGUGCAGCCACGACAGAAGUACCUGAGGAAUUCAGAUUCAAACAACUGGCAGAUGGAACGCCAAAGAGCAAACUAGCAGAGCAAAGAGAAAAGAGGUCAGCACAUCACGAGCCAGGGCAUGUGGGUUAUGAUGACCAACAGCAUUCAGGUCAGAACCGCUCCAACCAUCAACAGUUAGACCACGAUCACACCAAUCACCAGGAGUCUGACCACGAAGACCACUCUCAGCACAAACAGAUUCUAGUAGAAGUAAUAGACGUGGCAGCUGCCAUCACUGCAUUGGUGGCCGAUACAACAGCUGCGAGUGCAUUUCUGAGAGAACUGCCUGACGCCGAAGUCUCCGAAGAGCAUUCUAUGGAGUCAAUAUUAACUAACUCAAUGACGCAGAGUUCUCCUUCAGAAGCUAAUAGUUGCUCCCUUAGACAACCAAUUCCCUUCCUUUUAUGA